Molecule: messenger RNA, 711 nt
Organism: Anthostomella pinea
Lineage: Eukaryota; Fungi; Ascomycota; Sordariomycetes; Xylariales; Xylariaceae
Source: the annotation of a GenBank genome assembly
AUGGAUGGCGCCACGCUCCCCAACAUGCACCCCGAGAGCGUUGUCGAUCUCAUCGUAGGCAUCGCUGCACUGCAGCGAAUUGCAGAGAGCCCCGAAGAACCCACCGAAGACGACAUUGAGACGUGCACUCACCUCAUCACUCGCAUUCAGGAAAUGAUCCUCGGCCUGCAGGUGUGCAAGGACUUUAUCGACGAGUCACUCGAGGAGAAGCAGCAGCAACAGCUGAUGACCGCCGCUAGAGAUCGAGGAACCGGGGUCCAGGAAGACGACGAGCUAGGCAGUCUGCACCAAAAGAAGGACACCGUGGAAGGGUUGAUCAAGGAACUGUACAAGAUGAGAACAGCCGCCAUUGCAGCAGCUGGUGACGCAGAUGACGUGGAUGAUGCAGACGACGAGGAUGGUGGAGACGACAACGCCGCAGUUGUCUUCGCUUGCACUCGCUGCAACGCGCGCCACGGCAGACUGGCAACACACCGUCAGCAUCUGCGAAUGCGUCACCCGGGUUUGAGCUGCCGUCACCCCAUGUGUGGCACGUCUUUUGCCACCGAGGCAGAGAUGUUGACCCAGCUGAACUCAGCCCACAUUCGACCCAUCCCCGUCUCCAUCGACGAAGAGAACCGAUUCGCUUGCUCUUGGCAGGGAUGUGACAAGACCUUCACACGCUUCUCAAGCGUCCAACGGUGCGUGAUGUAUCAUCAGACAGCUGCAUAG